AUGCACGGAUUCACACAUUUCUUUCACAAGCAACGUUCCCGCCAGACAACGCCGACGCUAGAAGAAGAUAAUGGUGACAUUUGGCAUACCGGUGUAAACAAUAUAGAGACGCCGCCUGGAAGAAGCAGUGCGAUCCCAAUUGAACGACGCAGCUCUUGCGCACACCGAAGCCGUACCGAUCGGUACGUAACGGGUAGAUCAUACGAAAACUCAUACAGGGACAGCAGACACCACAGUAUCUCACCUGGUUACCGCGAUGACGAUUACCAUAGACGCAGUAGCAUCUCACCCAACUACCACUUUCCUUAUGCUGAGCACAGGCGGAGGCACGAGGAAGAGAGAUAUUCAACCAGCCUCCAGAACCCGACGUAUAGUGAAGAUCAUUAUCGCAUAUCACCGUCGUAUCGUCAUCAGCACCAUUUCGUUUCCCCACUUUUCGAUGAUGCCGUGGACGAGGCCCAAGAGAGCGAGUUUGAAAAGUGCGAACGCUACGGUGAAAUAAGCAAUCCGAGAUUGAGUUCCCGAAGUAGAUUCGAUCCUAAAAACAUCGCCAAGAAACUGACUGACAGUUUUAGCCGUGGGCACAGUAGGGAGGCUUCGGAGAGACGCGGGUCAAGUUCCACCGGUAGCGGACAUAGCUACAAAAGUUCCAUUCAAGAUUUAAUCCGCACGUUUUCCAAAAAGAUCGGUCACUGGCGCCAUGAUUCGGGUGAAGGUCGACGGGGUUCCUGUGCUGUUCCCAUCACCGUCACGGAACCCCCCGUCCAGCCAGCGAGAUCUCGGUCCAAAUCACUGGAUGUCGAGAACAUAUACUCAUGUCACACCAACUCCAUUUUAGACGAUUGCGGCGCCACCUACGCGAUCUUUGAUGCCAUCUUAAAGGAAGGUGCCCAUCUACGCCGCACAACGUCCCAGGAAGCUGAGAAACGGCGUUCGUCCCUCGGGAACGUGCAUCCCGCGCGACACCGGGCGUCCGACGCGUCCUUGGACCCACAUCACGCUGCUAUAUUGUUCCGCAAUGCCAGAGGGUUGCCCGUCGUGGAUCCCUUCCUGCAAAAAGUUAAUCUCUCCGAUCUAGAGGAGGACGAGUCGCAGAUUUUCGUGAAAUUCUUCAAGUUUCAUAAGUGCUACGAUCUCAUACCCACUUCUGCGAAGCUGGUCAUCUUCGACACGCAGCUGCUUGUAAAGAAAGCUUUCUUCGCGCUUGUUUACAACGGAGUCCGCGCUGCGCCGUUAUGGGACUCGCAGAGGCAGCAGUACGUGGGCAUGCUCACGAUUACCGACUUCAUAAAGAUCCUUCAAAUGUACUAUACCAGUGCAGAUGUCACUAUGGACGAGCUAGAAGAACAUCGGCUCGAGACAUGGCGACAUGUCCUCAAAGGGUCUGUGGUACCCCUGGUCUCCAUCGGGCCGGAUUCGUCCCUCUAUGACGCCAUAAAGAUACUCAUCAGAAACAGGAUACAUCGGUUGCCAGUUAUCGACCCGGAUACUGGAAAUGUACUAUACAUACUUACCCAUAAGAGAAUACUUAGAUUUCUCUUUUUAUAUAUCAAUGAGCUCCCGAAGCCAAAAUACCUGCAAAAGAAACUCCGCGACCUGAAUAUUGGAACCCUCAAUAACAUAGAGACUGCAACAGAGGACACCUCGAUUAUAGAAGCGCUGAGGAAGUUUGUUAAUCGGCGAGUGUCGGCGUUGCCCAUUAUAGACGCUGAAGGUCGUCUCAAGGACAUCUAUGCUAAAUUCGAUGUCAUCAAUUUAGCUGCAGAGAAAACAUAUAAUAACCUGGACGUGACUUUGAAAAAAGCAAACGAACACCGCAAUGAGUGGUUCGAAGGUGUUCAAAAGUGCAACCUAGAUGAGACGCUAUUCGACGUUAUGGAGAGAAUUGUCCGUGCUGAGGUCCAUCGUCUGGUCGUCGUGAAUGAAGAAGACAAAGUGACCGGCAUUAUAUCUUUAUCGGAUCUACUAAUGUAUCUCGUUCUACGGCCGACCGGCGAGUGCGAAGGCGCCAGUCUACGCAAUGAGCACGGCCCGAUCAUAGAAAAGGACGAAAAUAUUGAAGUCAAACCGCGAGAAGAGGACAGCGCUACUUCACCUGACCCGAACAAAGAUCAGAACUCAAUUGACGAACAAACUGAGGGAGACAGUUAA
Messenger RNA from Leptosia nina, 2151 nucleotides. NCBI's taxonomy places the organism in Eukaryota, Metazoa, Arthropoda, Insecta, Lepidoptera, Pieridae. The record is from the annotation of a GenBank genome assembly.